CGGCGACGCGGGCGCGCGACAUGGACGACGCAUGAUGUCCUUCCGCAGACUGCUCAGCGCGGCGCGUGCCGCUCGCGACGCGCUCACACGCGCUGCUCCCAUGGCUGACGGACUCCUUAAGUCCCUUGUAUCUGUCAUAGUUAUAUGUUGCAUUGCCGUGUCCUCGCCGCAGAGCGCGUCCGCCAAGCCCUUCGCCUUCAGUUUUCCCGCGAGCUGGUCUCUGGCUGGGCUAGUGGGCAGCGUUGGAGCCAGGUCGGAGGACGCGGAGAGACGAGAGCCGGCGGGCGUGAAGCCGUACACGGGUCGGAGAGUCGGGAACGACACUCUCCGUAUGAUAUACUACCACGAUCAGACGGUCGCAGUGGUGGAGCUCGGCGAGGAGAAGUUACUGUUGAACUGCGAGCUCAUCGAGACAUAUGAUGAGGACGACACGAGCCGACUACUUCGGCAGCUGAGCCGCAUCAACCGACCGCUGGGCAUCACUUUCCUGCAAAUGACCAAGCUCAUGGGACAAUGCCAGCAGGUGGAGGGCGUGGAGGGCGGCGCGGCGCGCGGGCGGGGGCGCGGCGCGGGCGCGGCGCACGAGCGCCUGCGGGCGGGCGGCGCGCACGCCGGCCUGCUGGGGGGCAGCCCUCUGUCGCUGCUGCAGGGGAUCAUCCCAGGUACGAAGUGGUGCGGCACGGGCGACAUAGCAGCGGACUACCACGAUCUGGGCGCGGACCGCUCGCUGGACCGCUGCUGCCGCACGCACGACCUGUGCCCCAGCAAGGUGCGCGCCUUCUCCCGCCGCUACAACCUCACCAACAACUCUCUCUACAGCAAGUCGCACUGCACCUGCGACGACAUGCUGUUCGACUGCCUCAAGGCCGCGAAUACAUCCGCAGCCCAUCUCAUGGGCCAUAUCUAUUUCAAUAUAGUUCAAGUUCCCUGCCUGGAAGACCUAGCCACCGGAAGACAUUUCAGGGAAGCGCGGCUAGGCUUCUAGUGACAUCUAGCGACGAAUAGUUAAAAUAGUGAAUCAGCGCCAUCUAUUAGUCAUGUUAGUCUGCACGGAUUUAUACGCUGUAUAUUAUUGCAUUUACUUGAGUUUGUGUAUCUGUAUGUCAUGAAAUAAGUGUAAAUAAUGUAAAGUUUAUUAACGUAAUUAAUGAUUAAAAUACACGUUAAACCUGUGAUAUGUCUGUGCCUUGAAUUAUUCUUUAAUGUAAAUUUAGAUGAUGGCGCUGACAUGUUCACGUAAUAUAAUUAGACAAUGAUUAUUUUGUAAUAGUAAGCUAAUUAUUUAUUUGUCAUAAUUAAGAUAACGAUGAAUCUAAUGAUAUUUAUUGUUUUAAACAGUUAACGUUAAUAUUGCAACUGAGCUACGAUCAAUUAAUACAUCGCUAACUAAUUCAAAUAUAAGU
This is a messenger RNA of Nymphalis io (European peacock), 1403 nucleotides long. RefSeq lists its product as uncharacterized. Gene Ontology annotation, biological process: phospholipid metabolic process; arachidonate secretion. The transcript has 4 exons. The coding region runs from base 32 to 985 and encodes 317 amino acids. The record is from RefSeq and is a predicted model, not a curated record. NCBI's taxonomy places the organism in Eukaryota, Metazoa, Arthropoda, Insecta, Lepidoptera, Nymphalidae.